GCAGCCAGCCCCCCUCUCCAAAAGGACUAGCCGAAAAGCUCCAGAUGAAUUAACUGCAUUCUCACCUUCAAAUGAAUUCUGCACCCUGCAGAGCUGGAGCUUGCUGUUUUACUUUGCUAACAGUAAACUACACAUUCAUCACAAUCAAACAAGAUACUUUGAUUUGAUAAGAACAUGUAUCUUAGUUUACAUAACAAUAAUGAUUGGGCGUUUUGAGAUCAGCAAAGAUGCAAAAACGGAUUAUUGAGUGUGUGCUGCUCCCGCUUGGAAUUGAGACGAUGACUUGUUGACUUGAUCGUUGUGUAACAUAGUCAACUUCUUCAAAACAUUUCGUUGCUUUGAUACAAGUCUUUAACAGCACCACGUCGAUAAAGGCGCGCGUCUGAAGUGGAAAAGAUAUGGAAAUGCGCACUGCGCGAACGGCUAAACUCGGACGUGCCAUGGACAGUGUAUGAAUCGCUCAGCCUUAUGGGCCAUUUCCUGAUUCAUCUCCCUGACCUCCACCCCCACCCCCACCUCCCCGCUAUGAAUCCCCAAGACUGCACCUCCAUCCCUGGGGAUUUCAACCUCUCCUCCUCCAGGGGCUACUCCACGGUCACCAACCUCUUCAUGAAUGAGUCCGGCGAGAGCGCUCCCUUCCAGGACAGCAGCACCGUUAUCACGGCAGUAAUCUCUAUGACUGUAUUCAUGGUGGGCCUCCUGGGCAACACGCUGGCCAUCUACGUGGUCCUGCGCUAUGCCAAGAUGAAGACUGUCACCAACAUGUACCUUCUGAACUUAGCCCUGGCAGAUGAAUUGUACAUCUUAGGACUUCCCUUCCUGACCACCCAGAACGUGCUCUCUUAUUGGCCGUUCGGGGAGUUUCUGUGCCGCGUGGUCAUGACGGUAGACUCCAUCAACCAGUUCACCAGCACCUUCUGCCUGACCGUGAUGAGCAUUGACCGCUACCUGGCCGUGGUGCACCCCAUUCGGAGCGUCAAGUGGCGGCAGCCGAAGGUGGCUAAGAUCAUAAACGGGCUGGUGUGGGUGGUGUCGUUCGUGGUGGUGCUGCCGGUCACCAUCUACUCAGAUGUUCAGGACCGCUUCAACUCGUGCAACAUGAGCUGGCCCGAUCCCCAGGAGCUGUGGUCAACGGUCUUCAUCCUCUACACGGCCAUCUUGGGCUUCUUCGGCCCCCUGCUGAUCAUCUGCCUCUGCUACCUGCUCAUCAUCAUCAAGGUGAAGUCUGCCGGGGCCAGGGCGGGCCUGACCAGGCGGCGCCGCUCCGAACGCAAAGUCACCCGCAUGGUGGUCAUCAUCGUGGUGGUCUUCGUCAUCUGCUGGCUGCCCUUCUUCACCACCAACAUAGUCAACCUCGUCUUCAUCAUACCAGAGAACAGUGUCACCGCCGGCGUCUACUUCUUCCUGGUCAUCAUGACCUACGUCAACUCCUGUGCCAACCCGCUCCUCUACGGCUUCCUGUCUGACAACUUCAAGCAGAGCUUCAGGAAGGUCCUGUGUCUCCACAAAGCGAACGGGGUUGGGGUGGGGGACGGAGGAGACAUGGGGAGUGGAGGGGGACGUCCCAUAUCCCCUAGGCUGGAGAGGGUGGAGACGACGCAGCAGCAUGACCCGCUCUUCACCCCCCGGAUCAUGGACGUCAACAAUGGACACAUGCAGAACAACCAAGACAAUGACCCAACACACCUCCAGGCUGUAUAAGGGCUAUUUGACCAAGAAGGAGAGUGAUGGAGUGCUGCAUCAGAUGACCUGGCCUCCACAAUCCCCCGACCUCAUCCAAAUUGAGAUGGUUUGGGAUGAGACGGACCGCGGAGUGAAGGGAAAGCAGCCAACAAGUGCUCACCAUAUGUGGGAACUCCUUCAAGACUGUUGGACAAGCAUUCCAGGUGAAGCUGGUUGAGAGAAUGCCAAGGUGUGCAAAGCUGUCAUGAAGGCAAAGUGUGAAGGCAAAGUGUAGCUAUUUGAAGUGCAUUAACAACGUUGUCACCAAAGUAACUAUACGUACAUAUGCCAACCAGAAGCCGUGGAUUACAGGCAACAUCCAAACUGAGCUAAAGGCUAGAUCUGCCACUUUCAAGGAGCGGGACACUAAUCCGGACUGCUACGACCUCCAAUGAGCCAUCAAACAUUAAAAUCUUCCAUACAGGACUAAGAUCGAGUCCUACUAUGCUGGCUCUGAUGCUUGUUGGAUGUGGCAGGGCUUGCAAACUAUGAACGAUUAGGGAAACCCAGCCACAAGCUGCCCAGUGACGUGAGCCUACCAGACGAGUUAAAUUCCUUCUAUGCUCAUUUCAAGGCAAGCAACACUGAGCCAUGCAUGAGAGCACCAGCAGUUCCGGAUGACUGUGUGAUAUCCCUCUCCAUAUCAGAUGUGAGUAAGACCUUUAAGCAUGUUAACAUUCACAAGGCUGCGGGGCCAGACGGAUUACGAGAAUGCAUACUUAGAGCAUCCACUGGCCAGCUUGCAAGUGUCUUCACUGACAUUUUCAACUUUUCCCUGACCCAGUCUGUAAUACCUACAUGUUUCAAGUAGACUACCAUAGUCCCUGUGCCCAGGAAGGCCAAGGUAACCUGUCUAGAUGACUAUCGCCCAGUAGCACUUACAUUGAUAGCCAUGAAAUGCUUUAAAAGGCUGGUCAUGGCAAAGACCAUCAUUUCAAACACCCUGGACCCACUCCAAUUCGCAACAACACAUCCUCCACGCUGACCCUUAACAUGGGGGCCCCUCAGGGGUGCAUGGUUAGUCCCCUCCUGUACUUCCUGUUCACCCAUGACUGUGUGGCCGCACAUAACUCCAACACCAUCAUUCAGUUUGCUGAAGACACAACAAUGGUUUGCCUGAUAACCAACAAUGAUGAGACAGUCUAUAGGGUGGAGUUCAGUGACCUGACAGUGUUGUGCCAGGACAAUAACCUCUCCCUAUACAUUAGCAAGACGAAGGACCUGAUCGCGUACUACCGGACCUAGAGAGCCUAGCAUUCCCCAAUCCACAUCGACGGGGCUGUUGCAGAGUGGGUCGAGAGCUUCAAGUUCCUCGGUGUCCACAUCACUAAGGAAUUAUCAUUGUCCACACACACCAACACAGUCACGAAGAAGGCAUGACAAUGCUUCUUCCCCCUCAGGAGGCUGAAAAGAUUACCAUGGGCCCUUAGAAAGUUCUACAGCUGCAGCACUGAGAGCAUCUUAACUGGCUGCACCCCCACUUAUUAUGGCAACUACUUGGCAUCCGACCGCAAGGCACUGCAGAGGGUACAUCACUGGGACCAAACUCCCUGCCAUCCAGGACCUCUAUACCAGGCGGUGUCAGAAGAAGGCCUUAAAAAUGGUCAAGGACUCCAGCCACCCAAGUCAUAGACUGUUCUCUCUGCUACCACAUGGGAAGCGAUACUGAUGCACCAAGUCUGGUACCAAAAGGACCCUUAACAGCUUCUACCCCCAAGCCAUAAGACUACUAAAUAGUUAGUCCGGGUAGCUAUUGGUUAACUAUGUAUCUUUCUGCAUUGACCCUUUUUAGCACUAACUCUUGCAUUUACAUUGCUUUAACUGUUUAUUAUCUAUCCUGUUGCAUAGUCACUUUAUCCCUAUAAAUAUGUACACAUCUACUUCAAUUACCUUGUACCCUUGUACAUCGACUUGGUUCUGGUACCCUGUAUAUAGCCAAGUUAUCGUUACUCAUUGUGUAUUUAUUCCUCGUGUUACUAUUUAUCUUUUUUUCUUCCAGCAUUGUUGGGAAGGGGCCGUAAGUCAUCGUUUCACUGUUAGUCUACACCUGUUGUUUACGAUGCAUGUGGCAAAUACAUUUUCAUUGGAUUUGAUUCAACACCAAGCUCAGAGCCUUGGGUCUGGACACCACCUCUGCAACUGGAUCCUGGACAUCCUGACGGGCAGACGACAAGAUGUCAGGAUUGACAAGCCAAUCUCCAGCACACUGACUCUUAACACAAGGGCCCCCCAGGGGUGUGUCCUGAGUCCUCUGCUGUAGGUCUAUUAACCAACAACGGCGAAUCAGCCUAUAGGGAGGAAGUAAGUGAACUGGCAUUGUGAUGCCAGGACAACAACCUUUCCUUAACAUCAGCAAAACAAAGGAGUUGAUUGUUGACUUCAGGAAGCAGAGGGGGGAACAUGCCUGAUCCACAUCAAUGGGUCUACAGUAGAGUCAUGUUCCUCGCUGUCCACAUCACCAAGGACAUGACAUGGACCAACAACACCACCACAACACUGUCUCUGCUUCCUAAGGCGGCUGAAGAAAUUCCAAAUAGUACUGCUGACCUGUUGCAUCACGGCCUGGCACGGGAAUUGCUUCAUCCACGACUGCAAGGUCCUCCAGCUGUUGGUGAAGAAGGCCCAGUACAUCACUGGGACCAUGUUCCCACCCAUCCAGGACAUCUACUCAAAACGUUGCCUGGGGGUGAGCAGUAGCAUCAUCAAGGAACCCACACACCCAGUCACUCCUUUACCGUCGGACAGAUGGUAUCGGAGCAUGAGGUCUGAUAGCUACAGACUCAGACACAGUUUCUAUCUACAAGCCAUCAGACUGCUGAACUGGUCUGACCACCUCCACUGACUCUGCACACCUUAGCACAUAUGCACUCACUUAAUCACUCACACAACCUCACAGAUAUGCAGUCAUCCACACACACACACACACACACACACACACACACACACACACACACACACACACACACACACACACACACACACACACACACACACACACACACACACACACACACACACACACACACACACGUACACACAAUCACACAUAUUUAUGCUACACACACAUCACAACUGCUGCUACCAGACUCUUAUUAUCAUUGUUAAAUACUGCACAAUUUAUACACUUGCCCAACAAUCGCCCCUUCCCCAAAACACGUGUAAAUAUUGGACUAUAAACUGUGCCUUCAUAUAUUAUACUUAUGCAAAAAGAAAAAUUAUAUUGUACUGAGCCAUUUACUUUAUAUUUGAAUUCUUAUCUUUUAUCAUGUCUUACUGUUGUUGGUUGUCAAGAAGGAACCUGCAAGUAAGCAUUUCGUUGGAUGAUGUUUACCAUGUGUGUCCUGUACAUAAGACUAAUAAAACAUAAAAGUUCACUUGUUUGUGUGUGAAUAGAUUUCUGGCGAUCUCCUUGCUGUGACUUGUCUCCAUCUGAGAGCUGUGUCUGUGUCUAGUACUCCCUGUUAGUGUGAAUGUGUGUCUAUGAUGCCAUAAUGUACAUAACAUAAUACAUAACAAAUCAGCAGCAGCUCUGUGUGACAUAUCAGACAGAAGAUGCUCAAAGAGAUGUCCUCUUUUCUAUUAUAUCUUAAAAGAGAUUUAUCGUCUCUUUUACAGUUUGAAGAUUAAAAACAAAUUGUGACU
Oncorhynchus nerka (sockeye salmon) is the source of this 5364-nucleotide messenger RNA. Its product is annotated as somatostatin receptor type 5-like. The coding region runs from base 469 to 1701 and encodes 410 amino acids. Gene Ontology annotation, cellular component: neuron projection; plasma membrane. Gene Ontology annotation, molecular function: neuropeptide binding; somatostatin receptor activity. The record is from RefSeq and is a predicted model, not a curated record. Gene Ontology annotation, biological process: neuropeptide signaling pathway; cellular response to glucocorticoid stimulus; regulation of insulin secretion. NCBI's taxonomy places the organism in Eukaryota, Metazoa, Chordata, Actinopteri, Salmoniformes, Salmonidae. The transcript is spliced from 4 exons.